UUAGAGUCACCAACUCUAGUCAGGAAUGUCCGUCCCCAUGCGCGCUCAGAUCAUGUACUGGAUGCGCCCACUUUAUUUUUAACCCGGCAGGGUGGGUCAGUCGCUGGCUUUCGGGAAUGACCGUGGAGCGCGCGGCGCCUUUAGCCCCCUUUCCCUCUUCCCCCGUGCCCUCCUCGCGCUGUGGAGACCUCCGUCAGCUCUGACCGGGACCCCGCUGCUUCAAUGGGAUUAUAAUUGGUUUGUUGGCAGGGAAAAGACUCAAGAUAAACACUUACGGACAGGACAACAUCCAGAAGCAACACACAACGAUGCUGAUUCCAUCAAUGACCAAAAACAAUGUGGCGGCGUCUUAAAUAACAAAGAGAUAAAAUGUUCCCUGAGCAGAAGAGACGUCCCCCUCUCAUUCCCCUUAAAAGGACAAGUAUUCACUCCCUGCUGGACCACAGGCCUCCCACUCCUCAGUCCAGUUACUGCUGCUACAGUUUCACACACACACUACUACCUCCAGUAUUUGAGGUCCAUCCUGUCAUUUUGUCCCCUCCACUCAUCUCCCUACACACCCAGACCACCUGAGGACGCCGACUGCCGUCCCCUCGCCCACUUGUCACCCUGGCUACCGCAAUGACUUCCACCACAGACUUUGACAAUGCGGAGAUCACACAGCAGUACAGCCACAUCAACACCCGCUUCGACCUCUGUGACGAGGAACUAGACAAUGACAACAGCUCUGCCAGGCUGUUUGAGCGCUCGCGCAUCAAGGCCCUCGCAGAUGAACGUGAGGCGGUUCAGAAGAAGACCUUCACUAAAUGGGUCAAUUCUAUCCUUUCCCGGGUCGGCUGUCGCAUCUCCGACCUCUACCUGGACCUGCGGGACGGACGCAUGCUCAUUAAACUGCUGGAGGUGCUGUCCGGCGAACGGCUGCCAAAACCCACUAAGGGCCGAAUGCGCAUCCACUGUUUGGAGAAUGUGGACAAGGCUUUGCAGUUCCUCAAAGAGCAGAGGGUCCACCUGGAGAACAUGGGAUCCCAUGACAUUGUCGACGGCAACCAUCGCCUCAUCCUCGGCCUCAUCUGGACCAUCAUCCUUCGCUUCCAGAUCCAGGACAUUAUUGUGGAAACGGGCCAGGCGGACCAGAAGGAGACACGCUCAGCCAAGGACGCUCUUCUUCUGUGGUGUCAGAUGAAAACUGCAGGAUAUCCCAAUGUCAACAUCACAAACUUCACCACCAGUUGGAAAGACGGCAUGGCCUUCAACGCCCUCAUACACAAACACCGGCCAGAUCUGGUGGACUAUAGCAAACUGAAGAGGUCCAACCCGACCCACAACCUCCAGAACGCUUUCAAUGUAGCAGAGCAGAGGCUUGGCGUGACCAAACUGUUAGACCCAGAAGAUGUGUUCACAGAGAACCCAGAUGAGAAGUCCAUCAUCACAUAUGUCGUGGCAUUUUACCACUACUUCUCGAAGAUGAAGCAGCUCGCUGUCGAGGGCAAGAGAGUUGGAAAGGUUCUCGAUCAUGCCAUUGAGACAGAGAAGAUGAUCGAUAAGUAUGAGACGCUGUCGUCAGACCUGCUGACGUGGAUCGAGCAGACCAUCAUCGUGCUGAACAACCGGAAACUUGCCAACUCUCUGACUGGAGUGCAGCAGCAGCUUCAGGCCUUCAACACAUACCGCACUGUAGAGAAGCCACCAAAGUUCCAGGAGAAAGGAAACCUUGAGGUGCUGCUUUUCACCAUCCAGAGUCGAAUGAGGGCAAACAACCAGAGGGUCUACAUGCCUAAAGAGGGAGCCCUGGUCGCGGAUAUCAACAGGGCCUGGGAGCGUCUGGAGAGGGCGGAGCACGAGCGGGAGCGUGUCCUGAGAGAUGAGCUGAUCAGACAGGAGAAGCUGGAACAGAUGGCGAGAAGAUUCGACAGGAAGGCUGCCAUGAGGGAGACCUGGCUGCUGGAGAACCAGAGACUAGUGGCUCAGGAUAACUUUGGUUAUGACCUGCCAGCGGUGGAGGCGGCGAAGAAAAAGCAUGACGCCAUUGAGACGGACAUUUCUGCGUAUGAGGAACGUGUUCAGGCCUUGGUGGACAUCUCACAGGAGCUGGAGUCUGAGCGAUACCAUGACACCAAACGGAUUGAUGUGCGAAAAGACAACAUCCUGCGCCUGUGGGACUACUUGCAGGAGCUGCUGAAGGCUCGUAGGGGGCGUCUGGAUAAGAACCUGACCCUGCAGAGGAUUUUCCAGGAGAUGCUGUACAUUAUCAGCUGGAUGGAUGACAUGAAGGCUCGACUUCUGUCUCCUGACUUUGGAAAACACUUGCUGGAAGUGGAAGACUUGUUACAGAAACAUGCUCUGUUAGAGAACGACAUCGCUCUGCAGGCAGAUAGAGUACAGAGCGCCAGUGCUGCUGCUCUUAAGUUUGCCAAUGGAGAUAGCUACAAGCCAUGUGAUCCCCAGGUGAUCCGCGAAAGGGUGCAGCACCUGGACUUGUGCUACAAGGAGCUUUGUGCCCUGGCGGCCCAGCGAAGGGCUCGCUUGGAGCAGUCCCGCCGCUUCUGGAACUUCCUAUGGGAGAUGGCAGAGCUGGAGAGCUGGAUUAGAGAGAAGGAGCACCUUUUCUCCUCCCUGGAUUAUGGCAAGGACCUGACGAGCGUGCUGGUGCUCCAGAGCAAACACAGUGCCUUCGAGGAUGAGCUCGGAGCCCGCCGCGCCAACCUCGAACACGUCUUGGCUGAAGGAGAAAAGAUGAUCCAGGCCAAGCACUUUGGCUCCCCGAAGGUUCAGGAAUCUAUGGACGACAUCAGGAGGCAAUGGCAGCAGCUGGAGGAGCUGGCUGCGUUUCGGAAACAGAACCUCCAGGACACCCAGAGGUUCUUCCAGUUUCAGGGAGAUGCUGAUGAGCUCAAGGCCUGGCUACUGGAUGCCAAGAGGCAGAUGAGCAAUGAUGACGUGGGCCACGACGAGUACACCACCCAGCGGCUACUGAAAAAGCACAAGAACCUGAAGAAUGAAGCAAUCAAGAACGGAGCCACAAUAGAUGCUCUAUCGAAACAGGCCAAUGCACUGCCAGAAGAGCUACAAAACACCCCUGAUAUCCAGAGACGUCUGAAAGACAUCAAGGACCUGUACAUGGAGCUCAUGUCUCUGGCUGACCUGAGACAGAAGAGGCUAGAUGACACUAUGGCCCUGUACACCAUCUUCAGUGAAACAGAUGCCUGCGAGCUCUGGAUGGGACAGAAGGAGACGUGGUUGGUGGGUUUAGAGGUGCCUGAAAAGCUGGAGGAUCUGGAAGUAGUACAGAAUAGGUUGAGCAUUCUAGCUCAAGAUAUGGCAAAUGUGCAGUCGAGAGUGGAUGACGUCAACAAAACCGUGAAACAGCUUGAGGACGGCAGACACCCUCGCACCAAAGAGGUCAAAGAAUGUCAGACGCGACUUAAUAAGAGGUGGGAGGCCUUCAAAGCCAUGGUGGAGGAUAAGAAGAGGAAAGUGGAUUCUGCUGUUAGUCUGCACAGCUACGGGCUGGAGUGUGACGAGACAGGGGCCUGGAUCAGAGACAAGACACGGGUGAUCGAGUCCACACAGGACUUGGGCAAUGACCUGGCAGCCGUCAUGACCAUCCAGAGGAAACUCUUUGGCAUGGAGAGAGAUUUGGCUGCCAUUGACACCAAGCUUACCUUCCUGAGGAAAGAGGCCGACCAGCUGGCUAAGGACCACCCGGAGAACGCGGAUGACAUCUUUGCCCGGAGGGGGGAGCUGGACGCGGCCUGGGACACGCUAAGAAAGACCCUGAAAGACAGAGAGGACUCUUUGGGCGAGGUCAGCAAGUUGCAGACCUUCCUCCAAGACAUGGAUGACUUCCAGUCCUGGCUUUUCAAGAGCCAGAAGGCUGUGGCGUCAGAAGAAAUGCCCGCCACGCUGCCAGAGGCCGAGGAGCAGCUCAGCCUUCAUGACGCUGUGCGUGAAGACAUCAACAACCACGAGGAGGACUAUCACCGUGUUAGGGACACCGGUGCCCAGGUCACCCAGGGUCAGGAGGAUGAUCCUCAGUACCAGCAGCUGGAGCAGAGGUUGAAGGGAAUGGACCGUGGUUGGUAUGAACUGCAGAAGAUGUGGGAUAGCCGCAAGAGCUUACUGGAUCAGGGGCUGGGUUUCCAGCAGUUCAUGAGGGAUGGCAAGGCUGUACAGGCCAUCCUCAACAACCAGGAGUACACCUUGGCCCACAUAGACAAGCCCGACACCUUGGCUGGGGCAGAAAAGGCUUUGAAGAAGCAUGAGGACUUUGUGAGCACCAUGGAAGCCAACGAGGACAAGAUUGAUGGCGCUCUGCAGGGCGGACAGCGGCUGGUGGACAGUAACAACCUGUACUCUGGGAAAGUUCAGGAGAAAAUGGAAUCAAUCCGAGACAGGCAUAACACGAAUAAAAGAAGAGCCCAGGAGGUGUCUGAACAGCUCAGAGACAACCGCGACCUGCAGCAUUUCCUGCAAAACACUCAGGAUCUGACUCUGUGGAUCAACGAGAAGAUGCUGACGGCUCAGGACACGUCGUACGAUGAAGCCAGGAACCUCCACAGCAAAUGGCUGAAACAUCAGGCCUUCAUGGCUGAGCUGGCCUCUAACAAGGACUGGCUCACUAAAGUAGACCAGGAGGGUCAGGAGCUCAUCCAGUCCAAGCCAGAGUUUGAGCCCAUCGUGACGGAGCGUCUGGCCAAACUCCACGAGCUGUGGGACAAGCUGGAGUCCACAACCCAGGAGAAAGACCGGCUUCUGUUUGAUGCCAACCGCUCCGAGCUUUUCGACCAGAGCCUGACCGAUAUGAAGAAGUGGCUCGGUGAGCUGCAGCAGCAGCUACAGGGCGGAGAUGAGGAAGUCAAAGAUCUGACUAAUGCCAACAUCCUGCUCAAGAAGCAUAAGAUGACAGAGAACCAGGUGCGUGAUCGAGCGCGUGAGCUGGAGGAGCUCCAGGAGGCCGUCAGAAAGCAUGGAGGAGGAAGGGAUGACCAGCCGGAGCUAGAGGCCGAGCAGCAGGCCUUGCAGAGCGACUUCCAGCAGCUCCUCACGCCACUGGCCCAGCGCAAGGGCAAGCUGGAGGCGGCCAAAGCUGUCCAUCAGUUCUACAGAGACCUGGCCGAUGAGCUUCUCUGGAUUGAGGAGAGGAUGCCUCUGGCAAUGUCACAAGAGCAUGGCCACAAUCUUCAAACCGUACAAAUGCUGCAGAAGAAGAACCAGACGUUGCAGAGGGAGAUCGAGGGCCACCAGCCUCGCGUCGAUGAAGUACUAGAACGAGGGAGGAGGAUGGCGGCGGCUGCCAGCACAGAGGGCAGACCGGAGGCAGAGCGAAUCGCGGACCAGCUGAGGGAGCUGGAGGAGGCGUGGGCCCGGCUGCAGGACGAGAUGGCAAAGCGCAGGGAGAGGCUGAACAGCUCCAUCUUGGCCCAGCAGUACUACAACGAUGCAGAUGAGGCUGAAGCCUGGAUAGGGGAGCAGGAGCUUUACAUGAUCGCUGAUGAAAAGGCCAAGGAUGAGCAGAGUGCCAUGUUGAUGCUGAAGCGCCACAUGAUCCUUAAGCAAGCUGUGGAUGACUAUGCGGACUCCAUUCAGAGUCUUGCUGACCGCGCCCAAAAAAUGUUUGCUGAGGACCAUCCUGACGGUGAGGAGAUCAUCAGGCGACAGGGUCAGGUGGAUAAGCAGUAUGCUGGGCUGAAGGAGCUGGCGGAAGACCGCAGGAAGAAGCUCGACCACACCUACCACCACUACCUGCUGAGCCGAGAGGUCGAGGAUCUGGAACACUGGAUCGCAGAGAGAGACGUGGUGGCUUCCUCUCAGGAGAUGGGCCAGGACCUGGACCACGUCACGCUGCUGAGGGAUAAGUUCCGAGAGUUUGCGCGGGAGACAGGGAUGGUGGGUCAGGAGCGAGUGGAUUUCAUCAACCAGACGAUAGAUGAGCUGAUCGAAGCCGGCCACACUGAGGCAGCCACCAUGGCAGAGUGGAAGGACGGCAUCAAUGAGAGCUGGGCUGAUCUGCUGGAGCUCAUCGACACUCGUGCUCAGCUUCUCACAACUUCUUACGAACUGCUCAAGUACUUUGAUGAUGGGAAGGAACUUGUGACUCAGAUCCACGAGAAGCAGAAAGAGCUGCCUGAUGACGUGGGAGAGGACUUCAGUAAAGCCGAGUCCUUCCACAGAAUGCACGCCGCCUUUGAGAGAGACAUCACCGCUCUAGGCAAACAGGUUCAACAGUUCCAGGAGACGUCUUCACGGCUUCAUGCUCAGUAUGCAGGGGCCAGAGCGGACAACAUCCAGGCAACAGAGCGAGAAGUGGUAGAAGCCUGGAAGGGCCUGCUGGACGCCUGCGACGGCCGCAGGGCACGACUGGUGGACACAGCUGAGAAGUUCCGCUUUUUCACCAUGGUGCGAGACCUGACGGCCUGGAUGGAGAGCAUCAUCCAGCAGAUAGAGACUCAGGAGAAACCCAGGGAUGUCUCAUCGGUGGAGCUCUUGCAGAAGUACCACCAGGGGAUCCGCGCAGAGAUUGAGGCCAGGGGAGUCAAAUUCACCGACUGCGUAGACCUCGGCAAGGCCCUGCUGACACGGAAGCACCGAGACUCUGCUGAGAUCAAGGAGAAGCUGGUGCAGCUGACGGAGAAAAGGCAGGAGAUGAUGUUCAAGUGGGACGACAGAUGGGACUGGCUGAGACUCUUGCUGGAGGUGUGUCAGUUUGCACGGGAUGCCUCGGUGGCGGAGGCCUGGCUGAUCGCUCAGGAGCCCUAUGUGACCAGUAAAGACCUGGGCUACACCGUGGACGAGGUCGAGAAACUCCUCAAGAGGCACGAGGCCUUCGAGAAAUCCACCGCCACUUGGGAGGAGCGCUUCUCUGCACUGGAGCGCCUUACUACGCUGGAGUUGUUGGAGCUGAGGAAGCAGCAACAGGAGAUGGAGCAGUCCAUCAAAGAAGAGCAACGCUCAGACAAAGACAGCAGGAGAGAUGACACCGGCUUCGUAGAAGAGUCUUCACAGCUUUACACCAUUGAGGAACAGUCUCUGUCUGGUUCUCAUGCAGUUGAGCGCAGUUCAGGUCUGCUGGAGGGGACAGUGGGUGACUCCACAGUGCCCGUGGUAUCAGAAAUGAAAGAGAGUGGUUCUCUGGAGCUCGAGCCCUCAGUCUCAGUAGCGACCCCGACAGAACCAGAGAGGGCUGCCACCAUGCCCAUGGAGGCCCUCAGAUCCCAGACUGUGCUGAAGGAGGGCAUGCUGGGCCGCAAACACGAUGUGGAGGGCUCGGGGAAGAAGGUUUCACCUAGGUCAUGGAACAACUUGUACUGUGUGCUGAAGCCGGGCCAGCUCUCAGCCUAUAAGGAUGCCAAGAGUUUUAGCCAUGGGGUGACGUAUCACGGCGAGGACCCCUUGUCCCUCAGCAACGCCAGUUGGGAGAUUCUCACAAACUACAAGAAAAAGAAGCACGUCUCCAAACUACGCCUUGGAGAUGGCAGUGAAUAUUUGUUCCAGUGUAAAGACGAGGAGGAGCUCCAGCGUUGGAGCCAGGCCAUGGAGAAGGCCGUUCAGCCCCUGGCAGCGGAGGAGGCGUCGGGGCCCUCGGGGGCCAAAGCCCACAGCCUGCCCGCUCCCUCCUCCUCAAGUGCCCUCCCUGAGCCCAGCUCUGCCAAGAAAGACAAGGAGAAGAAGUUCAGUCGCUUUGCCAAAAAGAAGUGAAAGGAGAUGGGAAGGCCAUUGGGAGGGGGGUGGUUGCCUAGGCAACCUGGAAAGAGAAAGUAGUAUCAGUCAGAGCAAGCUUUUUAUCACUAGAUUUUUUAUAUUAUUUUGCGAGAAUUUACAAAAAUAUUGUAGUUUAGGUUAAAGCCAUCACUCUUUUGCCUGUAUUUAAGCCAGUGUAUCAUUGCAAAGGGCCACUUUUUUUCUUUGUGUUCUUUUUAACAAAUGCCAAAUUCAAAGCAUUAAAUUAAAGCACAGGAACGCUACUUUCACACUCAACCAAAGAAUGUUUGUUAAACUUUUUUGUUACUUUUGCUGCAAUUGUUUGCUUUAGUAUGGCAUGCUUUGAUAUAGCCUUGUACGAUAUGAAGGCCUGUAAUGAACAUAGGGUGACUCAGAGUACUUUUAAUUAAUUUGCCUUAUACAAUGGUUGUGAACUGUAAUACUGUGCUGUUUGAAUUUGGAGCACUAAAUGCUACUUAUAAAACCAGAGUGAAUUUAACAGGCUUUAAAAAGCUUUGUAAAAUGCAGUGUAAAGACUUGGUGAUGAGCAAACCGUAGUGCAGUGCUGUACAGUGCAUACACACUAAGUGUAAUUGCAGGCAUGCAAACUAAAUGCAUUAUGCAUGGUGAGGGGUUUGACUGUUGAGAUUUUAAAAUCGGUAACUGAUGACAUACGAGCAGCAAUGAGACACCACUAUCAGUUAGUUUUGAAUAUAGAUCUAGUCGGACUGUAUUCCCAACUGAACUGUGGCAGUAGUUAUUUCUGUGAACUUGAAAUAUAUUCAACACUUAUGUAUUGAACAUUUCAUAUCUAGUCAUUAGCAUAUAUACAUAUACAGUUUAUAUAUCUACAGAUGCAUGAAGUAUGUUUUACUAUAGUUUGAUAUGGUGCUAUUGUGAUAUUUUUGAACCUUCAAUCAAGACCAACUUGACCUGCCUUAUUUGUCUUCAACUUUGGCUUGUAGUGACACACAAAAUAUAUUCUGUUAGCAUACAUAUGAGCGUUGUUUCAUAAAGGUGGCUCAGAAAAGCAGGUCUUUUUGUGAAAAGCCUGACUUGAAAUGAGUCUAACAAAUAGAACAAGGAUUAAUCUGUAAUCUGUUUCUGGACACGUAAAGACAACACUGCAAUGUUUGUGUUGACAUAUUAAACAAUAAUAAUAUGGAGAGUAAAAUACUACGGCAAAAAUGAAGAAAACCACUGCCACAAGCACACAAAGAAAGAUCUUCUGACAGAAAGUUGCGGGUCAGUGAGCACAGGCUCUACGAGUAAUCAUGAAUUUAUGGGUAAAAAUAAAUGUAUGGAUGUGUAAGAUACCAUUAAACAACUUUGAAAAUACAUUAAGAGCCCAGGUAGGUAAUGUUUUAAAAAAUAAAAUAACUUUAAAAUAAUUUUUAGAAACUAAACCUCUCUAUUAGUAUUACUUUCCUACUUUAUUUGGACCUUCUGAUUAGCUCCCUGCCCCUCUUAUAUUUUUAAUAGACAGAUUUCUAGGUGUCCGUUUCUUUAAUUUGAUUUAAGAGCCAUUUAUAGAAAUAACAUAUGGUGAAAAUGCUGCUCACUAUGAGCCUACAGGCAUGGGUCAAAGUUGUAUGAAGUCAGUUUUUAAGUAUGCAGAAAGUGCAGUGUCAAAGGAUGUUAAAUUUGGCAUCUAAUGUCAUGUUCACAGAGCAGCAUAACGAGGAGGAACUCCUUCACCAGGGAGGAACUUUAAAGCCAACACUAUGUUUCAGUUUGGCAGAUUGAUUGUAACACUGAUUAAUCCUGAAGCGAAGCUAAACCUGAAAACUAACCUGACCAAAACAAGGAUAGUCAGGCAUGCUAACUUACUUUAACUGGUAAUCUAGCUUUAUGAAACAGCUCUCUGGUCUCACAAGCUAGAUUUUUUAUUUACAAGAAAUGUUGAGUGUCAACUAGAAUUUAAACCAGGUGCUCUUGUUAAAUCAGAAAAAAGAGCCUGGACCAUUAUUCAAAAGGUUUUAUGGUACCAGCCAAAGUCUAGGACAAGCUGUGGGUCAGCUGAAUCUUAACUGCUUUUCCAAACCACACAACAGGACCAGGCAUGCUCUCUAUCUAAGGCGAGGAUCAUACAGUUGCAGCAUGGAGCUGAGGGAUGUCUUUUUAAUAUGAAUGUAUGGGAAGAAUUGACUGAAGUGAGAAUUUGGUACAUUUAGGAGUUUCAACAAGCAAGCCAUAAUAGAAAAAGACAUUUUAAAUCAAUUUACACGUACAGGGAAUAUAGAGUAUGUACAGUAUAUGGUAGCGAAUUUAUAGAUGUUAAUUUGUCACCAGGAUGGUGGCUCACACAUACACUCUCACACUGCCGUCUUGCCUUGUACUGUGGGCUCCCUGAACAACAGUCCAACUCAAGUGACCUCAUUGAAGUGAUGGAAGUCGGGUGUAGAAAGACAAAAGAGACUGUUCAGUUCAAGAGGAACAGAGGUAGCAUCACGAUGAUCUCAGUCUAGGUUAUUUACAUUGACAAAAGGAAUAAAAGUUAUUGAAUCUAUGAUCUUAACAAGAAAUACAGAUGUUUUCGUGUGCAGAGGGCCAGAAGAACAUCACAUAUGUGCUACUAGUACGAGUAGUCCAAUUUUUCUGUUAUUCAUGCAUCUCGAAAUGGUUUGGGAAACCUGCAUCACAUGUAUUCAGUCUUGUUUUUAUUGGUCACUCUAUCUACACUACCUACUCUGUCACACAUCUACUUUGUUUAUUCCUCCACUCCUUCCUACCUGCCUUUACUGUUCAGUGGUUUUUAAUCUGCAUUUUGUACUCUCUAGCUAUGUAAAAUAUCCAGAAAUGUUGACUGAAAAUAUCAAAUACAUUUUGAGAGAAUAAACUUUAAAUUAAACUCCUGAAA
Micropterus dolomieu (smallmouth bass) is the source of this 10558-nucleotide messenger RNA. It is a transcript of the gene sptb, whose product is annotated as spectrin, beta, erythrocytic. The record is from RefSeq and is a predicted model, not a curated record. Gene Ontology annotation, molecular function: structural constituent of cytoskeleton; phospholipid binding; actin filament binding. Gene Ontology annotation, biological process: actin cytoskeleton organization. The transcript has 39 exons. Bases 622 to 7695 code for a protein of 2357 amino acids. Lineage: Eukaryota; Metazoa; Chordata; Actinopteri; Centrarchiformes; Centrarchidae. Gene Ontology annotation, cellular component: cell projection; spectrin; cortical actin cytoskeleton.